AUGGAAGAUGUUUGGGUGGAGCUACGGGCCCCGCGGUUUGUCGUACACGGCCACAGCGCCGUGCUACGAUGUGAGCACAACGUUGACGCCCAAACUUUAUAUAAGGUGGUGUUUUUUAAGAGCGGUCAACGUAUCAUGCAGUAUGUACAGGGCCGAGACCCGCCCUACGAGCUAUACAAUUUUACAGGUGCCGAUAUAAAUGUGGUGUUUUUUAAGAGCGGUCAACGUAUCAUGCAGUAUGUACAGGGCCGAGACCCGCCCUACGAGCUAUACAAUUUUACAGGUGCCGAUAUAAAUAUUGAUCUCAAUAUCAGUCAGUUAAUCAAUCUCAGAAAGUUAGUCAAGUCAGUA
This is a messenger RNA of Brenthis ino (lesser marbled fritillary), 351 nucleotides long. The record is from the annotation of a GenBank genome assembly. Lineage: Eukaryota; Metazoa; Arthropoda; Insecta; Lepidoptera; Nymphalidae.